This is a messenger RNA of Somion occarium, 610 nucleotides long. Lineage: Eukaryota; Fungi; Basidiomycota; Agaricomycetes; Polyporales; Cerrenaceae. The record is from the annotation of a GenBank genome assembly.
UGGCCUGCAAGCACAGAAUUCCUUGUAUUUGGGAAAUCAAUGGUGUUAAACAUCUAGGCCUCACAUCCGACACGCUCAAUGGCACGGUGCCAGGUUCCCCUGACGUGAUGCACGGCAGCGAAGCGAGCAAAAUCCCUGGCUUGAUGCCGCUUGCAUUGUGGUUGGCUACCUCGACCAUUCAUUCCAUUCAUUCCGGUAGUGUCUCCAAGUUCCUUAUUGGGAGCUGGAUGAUUCGAGGUGAUUCCAAUGUUACCGUGGGGUCUAAGACCUUCAUGUCCUUCAAAAGAAAACGUUUCAGUGGCGCAGCGCGCACGACAAGCUCAAGCCGACAGCUGGACUUACUGCGGCGUGAGCCGUUUUCCAUUUCCCGGGUCCCGGAACAGGCAAGCGUUGUGGUGCCGUUCAAUUGUGAUGAAGCAGGUUUCCACUUGGCAUAGAGCAUAUGCAUACGUCCCCGCCUCAUGCAUUUGCUCCUUUUUUCGAAUACUAUAUUCAUUCAUCUUUCGCAUGAAUGAGGCAGGGGGCAUUUGGACACUAUUGACGAUGUAGACGUUUUUACUCACGCGUCGUCUAUGCGUUUGGCUUACUUGUUGCGGUUUAAGAGGCCCAC